This is a messenger RNA of Eruca vesicaria subsp. sativa (arugula), 3829 nucleotides long. NCBI's taxonomy places the organism in Eukaryota, Viridiplantae, Streptophyta, Magnoliopsida, Brassicales, Brassicaceae. The record is from the annotation of a GenBank genome assembly.
GUUUCAUACAAAGUCAACCACAAAAUCCGUAACAACCGACGAUCCCCGGUUCUCUGAAAAGGAAUAGCUUCACGGUUCACCGACUCAACCGGUAACAAUCAUACAAACUCUUAUACACGUCUGUGUUGGCCACACGUUUUAAUCAAAAUCAGCUCUCUGCAAAAUUCUUUCCGGCGAGAAAGAAUAAAAUAAAUCUCAGGCUAUUUUCUCGGUAGAAAAGGAAAUAAAAAAUGGUGAAAGAAUCAUCACAGUGUCCUUUUGUUGCCGAAAGCAUCAUCCAAAAAUGCCCUUUCCUCAGGAACAUCAACAAGCCCACCAGUUUCUCCCUCUCCUCCUUGAACUUUGCAGUUCCUGUGCAAGAAGGUAGUAAAGGUCCGAUUUUUGAGGAUGGUCCUGCGUUUGAUUCUGCUUUCAAGCUCUUCCAUGGUAAAGACGGUAUCGUGCCGUUAUCUGGAUAUUCUAGUUUCAGAGAUGGUGUUGAAGAAGAGACUCCUCGUGCUGCUGCUCCGCAGUUCAAUCCUCUUGCGGGGAAGGUAGCUACCAUAAGCCUAUCAGCUUUUGGUCCUGGAGGACCUUUUGGGUUUGGUCCUUUCUCAGACAAACAGAAGAAACCCAAAAAGCAACAGUCUGGAGAAUCAAGUAAGCACGAGGCAGUUGGUGAUGAAUGGUUAAAAACUGGGAGCUGUCCGAUCGCUAAAUCUUACAGAGCUGCAAGCAAAGUCAUGCCUCUUGUGGCUAAAGCAUUACAGCCACCACCUGGUAUGAAGUUUAGAUGUCCAGCUCCUAUAGUAGCUGCAAGAGCUGCACUUUCCAAGACCCCUUUGGUUAAAAGCCUUCGCCCUCAGCCUUUACCUGAGAAGAUGCUCGCCAUCGCUCUCAUGGGGAUGGCUGCAAACGUGCCUCUCGGUGUUUGGAGAGAACACACCAUUAAGUUUUCUCCUUCAUGGUUUGUGGCGGUCCAUGCUGCUGUGCCUUUUAUAGCCAUGCUCAGGAAAUCUGUGCUGAUGCCUAAAGCAGCUAUGGCUUUGACCAUUGGAGCGUCCAUCUUGGGGCAGGUCAUUGGGUCAAGAGCUGAACGUUACCGUCUCAAAGCGUUAGCUGCGAAUACAGUUGCUGUAACAUCGACCGUUACGGCGGGUGAUGGAUACAACCAGGAGGUCUCUGAUGGUUCAGGCUUUCCUAAAGGACAUUGUGGUGCUGGGGAAGGAGUGAAGGAGGUUUAUUACAAUGUGAAUGUUGGAGAAUCUGCUAAAUCAACGGGGCUCUGUUAUUGAUAUAUGUUCUUAUUAAAACUACAAAAUUACUAUGUGAGGCUUGCAUGUUUUGUGUGGGAAGGUAUUGUAUUCAAUAAUAUUGUGUAAAACAUCCUUUUAUUCCUUAAAAAUUGGUUAUAAUAAAAGGUUAAUAAAUUCCCCCGGUAAAAAACGGUACUUGAAUCUGAUUAUGAUCACAUCACUUUUUUUGUUUUGGACAAACGAUCACAUCACUUAUCCUUUAUCUUACACAGUAAAUAAAAUGAUACAAAGCACCAUCAUCUUUAGUGUCAAAUAAAAAAAAAAUACCAGAAAAAGAAAACUUAAAACCUGAGCAACUUAAAAACGGUCAGAACAGUAUCUGACCGAGUAUAUAAAUGUGAAGUGAUAGUUAAAUGUCCUUUAGUAGCUGCCAACAUGUUGCCUUGGCAUGCCUCCACCUGCGUUUCUUCCCGGUGUGUUCCCGUAAGCGCUAUUCACGUGUUGUCCUUGUGGCUCACUCAGAAAGCUUGGGCAGUUGGCAAAAACAUGAUUAUUGCUCCCACAAGCGUCACAUAAAGUAACACCGCCAAGAGGUCCUGAGUCGCUAUUGUGUUGGUUACCAAACUGAUUCACUUGGUUUGCUGCAGGUAAUCCAAACUCUCUGCGUGGCACGUCCACUGAUGAGGUCUCUCUGGUCCCUGAGGUUCCAAUACCAGAGUUAAACGCACCAGACCUGAAGUUGGAACUCUCAGGGUUUGCAUCUUCUGUUCUGAGUUUAUUCAUUGCCUCUAGCAGGGACCUGGUAUCUGAAGAAUAGUCCAGCCUCUCAGCUUUCACAACAGUUGCUUUUACACGGCUCUCGUCGCUAAAAGUUUCUUCUUUAAUCUUCAGCUUGAAAAUGUACUUUGUGAAAGCAGCCUUACGGACGAUGUCUUCAAACUUUUCCUCAUCUCUGUCCUCAUUUUUCAUAUAAUACAACUCUUUCGCAGGUAUUCCCAUUAUCACCUCACCAGGUUCCUGAAACGCUGUGGCCCAGGUUACUCCAGUAUGGUCCUGUAACUGCAGCUGCAAUAUAUACCUGUAGUCACAUUCAUCAAAGCAUUUGUCACAUUUCUCACACCUCCAAGUCCCGUCUCCGUUAUUGGUGACCUUUUUGCUGCAUGGACGGUCUCCAUUCAUGUUAGGACAAGCUGUGUAGCAGAAAUUCUCAACCUUCAUGAAUGAGAUAGUGGCACUGACUGUGAUCCAGUCCGGCUUCUCCGAGGUCCCUAGAUUCUCGUCCUUGAUUUGAGUGAUUACCUUGCGAACCUCUUGUCUUCCAGCACCGGUAAACUCCCUAGAAAUCGAGAUACAAGGAGCGUUACGUCCUUCUCUCUCAUACCAAGCCCUCAGCUCUCUAGCUUCAGGUAAGUCUGGCUCUACGACGAGUUGACUUGAUCCAAUGGUGCUCACUUGUUUCCCAUUAAACUCACUGAUCCUUCCCGCCUUCACAGCAAGAACAGGGAACACACCAGAAUCACAAAGACUUUGCAAUCUCUGUCCUUCUGCAUUGCAGAAGUUACCCCACAUGGUUACCUCGACGCUUCUGCCUGACAUAUCCUUCAACUGAAGUGCUCUCUUCUGUGCCUCGGUUCCGUUUUUCCGCAUAAUUGAUCCUGUUGGACUGAUGGAAGACACAAUGCCAAUUACAUCAGUGAUGCUGUUGCUCUCCAUGCUCUCAAUAGCACAUAUCUCCCGGAAAUGGAACUGAUUCCGCGGAAUGGCAGCAUCAUCCUCAUAGCAUUGCUGUAUCGUUGACGCAUUGUCUAAAUGAAUUUCAUAAUCAUUGGGGAGAUGAUUAUACUCUUUACGAGCAGGCUUCAAAUUUCCCUUGGUGAUCAGAUAAACAUUACCAGCAACAAUCAUGUCAAAGAACUUAUCAACCACAUCGUUGAAACAAGUCACCCGAAUCUCAUCACCAGCAGCAUCAACUAGAUCAAAACUGAACACCUUCCCUUCCCCACGGGUACUGUUGAAACGCCUAAGCUCUCCUUUACUCGUGACUCUCACCUUGAUAGUCCACCGACCUUGGUAAGGAUUCAGAGCAGCAAUGGAAGAUAUACUCAGAGGAGCUUCGUUCCUAGCCACGGGUCCCAUGUUGGCAUACAUGGAUGGUGGUUGAGGCUGAACCGGUGGACGCGAAUAAGCUCUUGGAGGAGCCCUAGUUUGUUCCUGCCUAGCGCUUCCACAACCUGUAGCAAAUGGUCUAACGGGAGGUGAUGUUUCAGGAAAUCCAGAAGCAGUACCAAACGCUCGUUUCUCACCAACUUGAGGUUGAGGUGAAUUUGUUAAACCAUGUCUCUCCUGCACAGAGCUUCCAUAACCUGCAUUUGAGCUGACAAAUGGUCUAACGGAAGGUUUUGUUCCAGGAAACUCAGAACCAGUAUCAAACGCUCGUCUCUCACCAACUUGAUGUUGAAUUGAAUUGCUUACACCAUAUCUCACUGUACCAUUACUCAGUUCACUUCUUCUGCCCUGUUGCUGCUGCUCAAAGCCACCAAUGCUUUGGGUGUUUACAGACACCACUCCAGGUUGUUGUUGUUGUUGUUGUGUCU